Phalacrocorax carbo (great cormorant) is the source of this 3512-nucleotide messenger RNA. The record is from RefSeq and is a predicted model, not a curated record. Lineage: Eukaryota; Metazoa; Chordata; Aves; Suliformes; Phalacrocoracidae.
UCUGCCAUGGGUUCCCACAGCGAGGAUCAAUGAAAAAAUUGGUAACAUGACUGUUACAAACCCCAGGGACCAUGUGUGCCGCCCUUGUGCUGGGGCGGAGGGACGCAGCGUGCCAGCCUGGAGGAUGCCAAAAUACGUGUGGUACUGUAAUUUUUUCCAAGAGGGUGGCAUCUCUUCCCUUUCCAAGCAGAGAGGAACAUCCAUGCCCAUCUGGCUCCAAGCCUUGCCAUUAUUCCUUCAGAGCAUCCACGGCGCUCUCAUCCAUGACUGGCGUCCUCUCCAGCACAGUGUUUUACUGUCCAACGUGAGAUACGAUGCUGCAGGUAAAAGUUGGAUAGCAAAAGAAGCACAGUGGCAGACAAGCACCAUCAUGAAACCUGGAAAUCAGUGGCAAGUACGCAUGUAUUUGUUUUUAAAAUCCUGUGUUACAAUGCAUGCAGAACUCCUUCAUUGCGUGGCCCAUUAAAAUCCCUCCUCAAGGUAACAUUUUCUGACACCUUCCCUGGGUUUGCCCUGCUGCUCGGUACCCGUCCUGCCCUGAGCCCUCCCCACUAGCUACCACCACCCCUCCUGCGCACUCCCAGCCCUUGCCCCAUAGCCAGACCCCCCCGGCAGAGUGGCCCAGCCCCUGGCCACCUCUCAGCCCUGCUCUCCUUCCUGUGCAUCAUCCGUUGAGGACAACACCUGCCUGCUGGGGUGGCCCCACCGGCAGCCACGCCGUGCUGCUCUUCCACCUGCGAGGAGCAGCGGUUACACCCCGCUGAGCAGCUGGCGUGGCCGGCGCCGGCCGCUUUUGUUCCCUGUUUGCUUUCAGGGUGUUCAUCUCUGCUUGUACGGAGAUGCUGGGAGGUCAGCCUUGCACUGUGGUUCAAGGAGACGUGACGGAGGAGGGCCAGAGGACGCCACCGGCUUCCCCAGAGCACGCUCCUUUCCUUCCCCUUCUCCUUCGCAAGGCACUAGAGGUAUUUUUGCUCCCUCGUCUUUUUCCUCCCGUUCCCCGCCUCCUCCUGCCCCCACCGCCUCCUAAGCCUUGGCUGCCCGGGAUCUCUCUCUGGCCGGCGGGAGGGAGCCAUGCCCUACCUGUACCAGGACGCGAAGCCGAGGCCGCCCACGCUGCCCGGGGCUGCACGUGCCACCCAUAGCUCGGGGAAGACCUACAAGGAGCUGAAGCAGGAGUGCCUGCACAAGGGGAUCCUCUUCGAGGACAUCGACUUCCCCGCCUGCAACUCCUCGCUCUUCUUCAGUAAAAAGCCACCCAUUCCCUUCAUCUGGAAGAGGCCCACGGACAUUGUCAAAGACCCCCAGUUUAUCCUUGGAGGAGCCACAAGAACUGACAUUUGCCAAGGGGAUCUUGGUGACUGCUGGUUAUUAGCAGCCAUAGCUUCUCUCACACUAAAUGAAAGAACACUAGCCAGAGUGGUGCCACUGGAUCAAAAUUUUGGGCCAGAUUAUGCUGGAAUAUUUCACUUCCAGUUUUGGCAGCACAAUGAGUGGCUGGAUGUAGUGAUUGAUGACCGAUUACCCACCUUCAACGGCCGGUUGGUUUUCCUGCACUCAGCCGAACACAAUGAAUUUUGGAGUGCCUUACUGGAGAAAGCCUACGCCAAGCUGAACGGCAGCUACGAGGCUCUGAAAGGAGGCAGUACAAUAGAAGCCAUGGAGGAUUUCACUGGGGGCGUAGGAGAAAUGUAUGAGGUUAAAAAGGCUCCUGACAAUUUCUAUGAAAUCCUAGAGAAAGCUCUGAAAAGAUGCUCAAUGGUGGGCUGCUCUAUUGAAACCAGCAGCGCUGCCGAGUCAGAAGCCAAAACCCCCUUUGGCCUUAUAAAGGGCCACGCUUACUCCGUGACUGGCAUCGACGAGGUGAGGUAUCGCAGCCAGCAAGUGCGGCUCAUAAGGAUAAGGAACCCCUGGGGACAGGUCGAGUGGAACGGCCCUUGGAGCGACAGCUCUCCGGAGUGGCGUUCAGUCAGCCCAUCAGAGCAGAGGCGCCUAUCUCAGGCAGCGCUGGAUGAUGGAGAGUUCUGGAUGAAAUUUGAAGACUUCAAAGUGCACUUUGAUAAAGUUGAGAUCUGCAACCUGACUCCAGAUGCCCUAGAAGACAGCACUGCCCACAAGUGGGAGGUGACCGUCCACCAGGGAAGCUGGGUCCGGGGAUCCACCGCAGGAGGAUGUAGAAAUUUUCUAGAGACUUUCUGGACAAAUCCACAAAUCAAGCUACGUUUGACAGGGAAAGACGACGGACAAGAUGACUGCACAUUCAUAGCAGCGCUGAUGCAAAAGGAUCGCCGUAAACUCAAGAAACUCGGCGCUGAAAUGCUAACCAUCGGCUACUCUAUUUAUGAGAGCCCCGGCAAAGAUGGACAUUUGGGAAAAGACUUCUUCAGGUACCAUGCCUCCAAGGCCAGGAGCAAAACCUACAUAAAUUUAAGGGAAGUAUCUAACCGAUUCAAGCUGCCGCCGGGCGAUUACAUUCUUGUUCCGACGACGUUUGAGCCACACCAGGAGGCAGAUUUCUGCCUGAGGAUUUUCUCUGAGAAGAAGGCCAUCACUGAGGAUCUAGAUGAAAACGUUGCCAUUGAUCUCCCUGAGCCUUUAAACCCAACCCCAAGCCUACAAGAAACUGAAGAAGAAAAGCAGUUCCGGGAACUGUUUCAACAGAUUGCAGGAAAGGACAUGGAGAUAGAUGCAGAAGAACUCAGAUAUGUUCUAAAUGCUGUUUUAAAAAAAAAAAACAACAUCAAAUUCAAGAACUUAAGUCUCAUUUCAUGCCGAAAUAUAAUUUCUCUCAUGGAUACCAGCGGCAACGGGAAACUGGAAUUUAGUGAGUUCAGAGUUUUCUGGGAAAAAAUGAAGAAAUGGAUAAAUAUCUUUCUUCAAUUUGACUUUGAUAAAUCUGGCUCCAUGUCCUCCUAUGAGCUUCGCAGUGCUCUUAAAGCUGCAGGCUACCAACUCAGCAACUACCUGCUGCAAUUGAUUGUCCUCCGAUACUCGGACGAACAGUUCCAGAUUGAAUUUGAUGAUUUUCUGAACUGCUUAAUUCGCUUAGAGAAUGCGAGUCGAGUAUUCCAAGCACUGAGUGUGAAAAACAAGGAGUUCAUUAACCUGAAUAUAAGCGAGUUUAUCAACCUGGCAAUGAACAUCUAAAGAUGUCUGACUUGGAUGCCAUGAGUUUCUUGCAACACUGCUGCCAAGGCUUCUGCCCCAACAGCUGAGGUCCCCUUCACCUGCAAACUUCACCAGGAGAUUUCGUGUGGAGGAACAUGUAUGCUGCCCACCCUUUCUGGUCUCCAGGCCUGUUGAUGAGUUCAACAGUCAGAUCACAUUUUGUCUUUAUUUUUGGUAAAUGAUACUGGUCUUGUUACUGUGAGAACCAUUUGGAUGGGGCACACAUGCCUCCCAAGCAGACUGAAACGGAUGUCCCUGGGUGCCCACAGGUUUUUAUGAGAUAAUAUUGUAUUUAGUUUCAGCACAGCACAGAAUAGAGCGAUUAAAAGUUUUUAUUGCUGCUUGGC